AUGCAACCAGCCGACCCAAAUGGACCUUCGCCUAAUCAACCACCACCGAACCCACCAGGCGCCUCCCGGCGAAUCCCUCUCCCACCACUGGGUACGAAAUAUGCCCAUCUACCGACACACUUUACAGGAAUCAAUCUCGGCACACGUGUCGACCACAUGGGAUGGAGAUGCCAUGAUGUGUCCUGCUUAGCGGUCAACUCCAUGCCCUAUCCCCGCUGCAGGCAAUGCCACCUUCAACGAGAAGCAGGUGCCCACGCUCUCGGUCCCCAGUACGAGUUUAUCGGGAUCCUGGUGGAUGUGGACGGGCGCACCAACGAACACUGGUACUACCCUAAUACUCUGGCUAUACGAGAAAUGUACCGGGGAAGUGCACCGAGGGAUCUUCUCAAGGCUGGCUCCCCGCCUGUGUCUUGGCGUCCUGGUGGUAUCGAUGGAAUCGAUGGAAUCGAUCCCAACAAUAAUCCCCCUGCAGCUGAGAGGUCUGGCAACCCUGGAGUCGGUGCCCAGAACAAUACGUCUGCGCCUUUGGGGGCCGUUGACGCUGUUGGAACCAACGGGGAGGGGAGGGCGGCAAGGACUGGUGAGGUGAUUGAAGUUAGCCAUAUGGGAGGGGGGGUUGAGAAUGGGCGGAAUGGGGAGGUGGAUGAUGAGGAUCUUGAGGAGCCGGAAGAACAGGAGGAGGAGGCACAGUCAAAAAGGCAGGGGAAACAGCCGGCAAGACAGGCACAGUUGAAAAAAAGGAAGAAACAGCCGGAGAACGGAGGAGAGGCCCAGGGAGGAGCUACAGGUAGUGGGAGUGGCAAAAGGAAGAAGAGAGCGUAA
Molecule: messenger RNA, 822 nt
Organism: Fusarium proliferatum ET1
Lineage: Eukaryota; Fungi; Ascomycota; Sordariomycetes; Hypocreales; Nectriaceae
Exons: 1
Coding region: 1-822 (273 amino acids)
Source: RefSeq, a predicted model, not a curated record